UUAGGCAAUAAUUUGUCAAAUUAAUAAGAAUUUGGCGUAAACUUGAUUUCGAGCUCCAUGUUUUCCGAACACGUGAGACCCUAUUAGUCGACUUCUCUUCUCGGUGACCUUGUCCUAUCGCUAAGAUUGCAGUGUAUCUUUAGGGUUAAACAAAAAAUAUGGCUCCACCAAGUUACUCAGAUCUUGGCAAAACUGCCAGAGACAUCUUCUCAAAGGGUUACAACUAUGGUUUCUGUAAGAUCGAAUGUAAAACAAAAACAGAUAGUGGAGUACAGUUUACAACCAGUGGUAACUCGAGUACGGAUACAGGCAAAGUUGGUGGAAACUUAGAGGCCAAAUACAAAUGGGAUGAGUAUGGACUUACAUUCACAGAAAAAUGGAACACAGACAAUGUUUUAUGCACAGAGAUUAAAAUUGAGGAUCAACUUGCAAAGGGUCUUCAGCUCGCAUUUGAUACAUCUUUUGCACCCCAAACAGGUAAAAAGAGUGGUAAAAUAAAGAGUGCUUUUAAGAAUGAUAAUGUAAAUAUUAACUGUGAUGUAGAUUUUGAUUUUGCUGGACCAACCAUACAUGGUGCAGCUGUAUUAGGUUAUACAGGAUGGUUAGCUGGUUACCAAAUGUCUUUUGAUACUUCAAAAUCCAAAUUAACAAAGAGUAACUUUGCCGUAGGUUAUACGUCAGGAGACUUCACUCUUCACACAAAUAUUAAUGAUGGUCAAGAAUUUGGAAGUUCCAUUUAUCAGCGAGUAAGCAGAGAUUUAGAAACUUCUGUAAAUCUAUCCUGGACUUCUGGAACAAAUGCCACACGAUUUGCCCUGGGUGCUAAAUACACAUUGGAUAGAGACGCAUCUGUACAUGCUAAAGUCAACAACUCGAGUCAGAUUGGUUUAGGUUAUUCACAAAAAGUACGAGAUGGUAUUAAACUAACUUUGUCAACUUUAAUAGAAGGCAAAAACAUUAAUGCUGGAGGCCAUAAAGUAGGUCUUGGAAUAGACUUUGAAGCCUAAUAGUUUAUUGGAUACUAGAAAAAGAGUUGAUUAUGUAAUAUAUAUAGUGAUGGAAAUUCAAGAUACAUUUAUUCUUAAAUUGUGAAAGAAUUGUUUUUUUGCAGUAUUCUGUGUCUUUAGAACUGGUUGACAAUCUUGUAAUCAAUGGAUCAAUUCUGGUGUUAUUUUAGAAUUCUUGGAAAUGGUUUUUAAUUGAACUCAAAUAUUCUUUCUCAAUCUCCAAAUAUACACUUGGAAGAUCCAUUGUGAGUUUAGUAUCAAGAUAUUUGGUUUUAUUUUGCAUUAGUCGCAUGCAAUGUGAUAAUUCAAGUUGUCCAUACUGUUAUAAAAUUGAUCAAUGAGUUUGUUUUGUUCACUGACAAAACAUUGUAUAAAUAAAUAAUCUAAGUAAACAAUU
Messenger RNA from Patella vulgata (common limpet), 1404 nucleotides. Its product is annotated as voltage-dependent anion-selective channel protein 2. The record is from RefSeq and is a predicted model, not a curated record. The transcript is spliced from 9 exons. Gene Ontology annotation, biological process: monoatomic anion transmembrane transport. Lineage: Eukaryota; Metazoa; Mollusca; Gastropoda; Patellidae. Gene Ontology annotation, cellular component: mitochondrial outer membrane. The coding region runs from base 159 to 1007 and encodes 282 amino acids. Gene Ontology annotation, molecular function: voltage-gated monoatomic anion channel activity.